AUUUUAUUAUAUAUAAAUCAUUAAAAAAAAUUACUUUGAAGGGGGGGACAAAAACGGAAGUCACGUGUCUGUUUGUAGCACCGUUUCCGCUCUCUUUUCGUGGAGGCUCUGCUAGCGGCCGGCCUGCAGCCAUGCAGAUUUUUGUGAAAACAUUGACGGGUAAGACCAUCACCCUCGAGGUCGAGGCUUCAGACACUAUUGAAAAUGUCAAGGCAAAGAUCCAGGAUAAGGAAGGAAUUCCCCCUGAUCAGCAGCGUCUGAUUUUUGCUGGAAAGCAGCUGGAGGAUGGACGCACCUUGUCAGACUACAACAUUCAGAAAGAAUCAACCCUUCACUUGGUUCUUCGUCUGCGUGGUGGCAUCAUUGAGCCUUCCCUCAGACAGCUGGCUCAGAAAUACAACUGCGACAAGAUGAUCUGCCGCAAGUGCUAUGCCCGUCUGCACCCACGUGCUGUCAACUGCCGCAAGAAGAAAUGUGGCCACACCAACAACCUUCGCCCCAAGAAGAAGCUGAAGUAAACAUUUUGAUGGAAUUGGCAUUCUGUGCCAUUUUGUGUUAAAAUAAAUGUUAAAAAAAGGU
Oryzias melastigma (Indian medaka) is the source of this 579-nucleotide messenger RNA. RefSeq names its product ubiquitin A-52 residue ribosomal protein fusion product 1 (gene uba52). Gene Ontology annotation, cellular component: ribosome; cytoplasm; nucleus. The record is from RefSeq and is a predicted model, not a curated record. Gene Ontology annotation, biological process: translation; protein ubiquitination; modification-dependent protein catabolic process. Bases 132 to 518 code for a protein of 128 amino acids. The transcript has 5 exons. Gene Ontology annotation, molecular function: protein tag activity; ubiquitin protein ligase binding; structural constituent of ribosome. NCBI's taxonomy places the organism in Eukaryota, Metazoa, Chordata, Actinopteri, Beloniformes, Adrianichthyidae.